AAAUGGCCGUCUCCCCCGUCUCGCGCGCCCGCGUGUUGGACCUCAUGAAGGUCCAAUGCAAGGUCUUCUCCACGACUUUCAACCCAGAACGCAUCCGUCUCGGUAGCCGUAUCCUCCACCAGCGCCUCAAGGGUCCCUCGGUCGCGUCUUAUUACCCCCCGCGGAUAGGUACAAUCCCGCAUCUGAGGAAGCUAUACCCCAACUUCUCCGUUAUGGACGAGCAGGAGGAAGAUUGGUUAGAGCAUUUGGGCGUUGCCAAGUCGAGGGGCAAGUCGCCGCCGAAGAAGAAGAGGACUGCUGCUGAAUCGAAGAAGUUCAGCAAGAAGCGUUAGGCGCGUGGGAUGUCGGUGUAGGAUUGCACGAGCUGGAAAACAAGGAAGAAACAUUGUACAUUGGAUGUAUCACAAAGCAUCAGGGAUGGCGUUUGGGCUCACAGCACGUGUUGGUGUGUACGUUAUGGCUAAGAUAUCAAUUGAGAAUACCAAGUCAAGCAUUCAAAU
Molecule: messenger RNA, 500 nt
Organism: Paraphaeosphaeria sporulosa
Lineage: Eukaryota; Fungi; Ascomycota; Dothideomycetes; Pleosporales; Didymosphaeriaceae
Exons: 3
Cellular component (GO): mitochondrion
Source: RefSeq, a predicted model, not a curated record